GACACUCGAUCGUUUCGUUCGCAAGCUUCGUAGGUCAAGCGUCAUUGCCGAGCGACAAAUGUCGAACUUGCGACUCGUCUGACUUGACGCGAUCGGGCGAGGCACGGUUAACCGAACAUUUAAUCAACAUCGGGAAUCCCGGGUCUCGUGGGUCACACGUGUGAUUACCACAUCCCGCAGAUGUAUCCAGUUCACGAGCGAGCGCGAAGCCCAGCCCCGCCGACGAGCAGCAGAUCAGAGCAGAUUCAGCAGAAAGACUUCAACCACUGUUCGACCACGCCGGCCUGACAUUCGACAAAGCUUCCUGUCGAACGCAAAGGCUCGAUAUCUGAUUCUUUUAACCAAACGGCUUCACCCACACGCGCCGACAUCGUAGAAUGGUAGAAGGUGAACCCGAUACAAAGCGCAAUAUCAAGUGUGAUGUAAAAGACGAGCGACUAAACGGUUGCGGUUCUAAGGAACUCGAACUUGCCUGUAUCGGAUUAAAAGGCAAAACACUCGAUCCAGAGAAGGGAUCCUAUGUUCAAGCUGAUUUUGAAAAGGCCAUUGAACUAAGCGAAUAUGGCAAGUUUCACUACUUCCUACUCGCGGUGUGCGGCUUUGUCAGCACCAGUGAGGAGAUGGACGUGAUCUCUAUGUCCUUCAUCUUACCGAGUGCACAAUGUGAUCUGAAGCUCGACACUCAAGCAAAAGGAUGGCUCAACUCGAUCAUCUUUAUCGGGAUGAUGGCCGGAGCGUACGCUUGGGGUUCCAUAGCGGACGCUCUCGGUCGUCGAAAGGUCCUGAUCGCCAUCUCGUUCAUGAACGCUCUGUGCAUUGUUGCUUCUAGCUUCAGCCAAACGUAUGAGCUCUUCAUGUUGUUCCGUUUCCUGAACGGUGCAGCGCUAGGAGGUAGCGGACCGGUCAUCUGGUCGUACUUCGCUGAAUUUCAGCCGAAGUCAAAACGCGGUUCCAUGCUGUCAUUCAUGGCAGCAUUCUGGACGUUGGGGAACCUUUUCGUAGCCGGCUUGGCAUGGUUGAUCAUCCCUAGGGAGAUGGGUUUUACGAGCACAACAUUCACGUACAAUUCUUGGCGAAUUUUUCUGUUGAUUUGCGCUAUUCCAUCAUUCGUUGUAACGGGAUUGCUUCUGUUACUCCCUGAAUCUCCCAAAUACCUCUUGUCUUCAGGAAAAUACGAAGAGGCACUUGAAAUUUUUCGCAAGAUAUAUGUUAUUAACACCGGCAAACCACGCGAUUCCUACACGGUAAAAGAAUUAAUUCUCGAUGACUAUCCAGACUCAAAUCCAGUAAAAGACGACGUCGAAGAAAAGAGCAAGUGUAAAACUAUGCUGGGUGACAUCGUGGAGAAUAGUAGACAAUUAUUUGUGACACCUAUACUUCGCUUCACAAUAAUAUCGAUCGUUAUUAAUUUCACCUUCCAUAUCGGUUACUACGGUCUGAUGAUGUGGUUCCCUGAGCUGUUUAAUCGUUUCGACGAGUUCCAUCGCGAUCAACCAGGCGAAGUAGCCUCAAUCUGCCAGGUUACCGAUUAUGUUGUUAACAAGGGUUCGCACAGCGUCGAGAAUGUUUGCUCCGAUAAAAUCGGAGCUUCUGUCUUUAUGGAAUCUCUCAUCACAGUAGCGUCUGCCAUACCUGCCAAUAUCAUCGCUGUUUUGGGAAUGGAUCGCCUUGGACGUAAAUUCUUUCUAGUGUUCAGUACAUUUUCAUCAGGACUAUGCUCGAUCGGCUUAUAUUUUGUGUACAACAAAUAUCAGAAUUUGACUGUGUCAGCUAUCUUCAGUGGUGCGAUAAGUUGUGGUAAUGCAGCAUUGGAUUGUCUCAUUACCGAGGUAUUUCCGACACAACUGCGUGCUACCGGGAUCGCCAUCUCGAUGGUCGCCGCUCGUCUUGGUGGGAUAAUUGGUAAUAUCGUUAUAGCCCAACUCUUGGAUAUGUAUUGUCCAGCACCGACCUUCAUAGUGGCGGCUCUUCUAAUUGGAGGAGGUUUGCUGUGUUUAUUCCUACCCAACACAACGCGUGAACCACUUUCCUGACCUCAGCGAAAAUCCAUCCCAAUCGGGCAGUAAUUGAUUGAUUAUUUAUCUUCUGUCCAGUACAUAAGUGCCGUUGAAUUUUAUGGAAUCCGAAGUAAACGAAACGAUUGCAAAAUAGCGUUGCAGAAAUUUAAAGUUUGAAAAAUAUUCUUAUUUCGCCAAGUAAGAGUAGGAAAUUAGAAUUUCUGCUGUUUAUAAUAUAAUCCUUAUUAUAAUAGGUAAAAGAGAAAAUAUAAAACACAUUGUUUAAGCAGAACGUUGUAGCGAAAGUUUAAUGGAAGUGACGAAACUAGAAAACGAAUAUCUAGUUUGAUACAUGAUACACAAAUUAGGUGUCUUAGUCGAAUUUUAUACAUAUGCUGACAUUAAUCAUAUUAUUUAAAAAUACCGUAAUUAAAUCCUUGAACUAAUUGCGAUAUAUAAUAAAUAUAUUUUCCUAUAAUAUAUUCUCUUUCGAUUGAAAAUUGAGACUAACACUAAAUAAAUUUGUUAUUACAUUAUGUCGCAUUGGACGUAACUGACAUAUUGAUGUAGAAAAAAAAUUAAAAGAAAGUAACAUAUUC
Molecule: messenger RNA, 2596 nt
Organism: Cyphomyrmex costatus
Lineage: Eukaryota; Metazoa; Arthropoda; Insecta; Hymenoptera; Formicidae
Product: synaptic vesicle glycoprotein 2B
Exons: 10
Coding region: 378-2033 (551 amino acids)
Biological process (GO): transmembrane transport
Cellular component (GO): membrane
Molecular function (GO): transmembrane transporter activity
Source: RefSeq, a predicted model, not a curated record